Messenger RNA from Aaosphaeria arxii CBS 175.79, 5451 nucleotides. Its product is annotated as DNA-directed RNA polymeras-like protein I subunit. The record is from RefSeq and is a predicted model, not a curated record. Bases 74 to 5239 code for a protein of 1721 amino acids. Gene Ontology annotation, biological process: DNA-templated transcription. Gene Ontology annotation, cellular component: RNA polymerase I complex. Lineage: Eukaryota; Fungi; Ascomycota; Dothideomycetes; Pleosporales. The transcript has 3 exons. Gene Ontology annotation, molecular function: DNA-directed RNA polymerase activity; DNA binding.
CUUCGAACUGUCGUUUUCUUCCGUAUCGAGCAACUACUGAUGGCAUGCGCGUAAUUGCGCCUAAUUAGCUGUCAUGAAUACUUCACACCCUGUUUCCUCUGCCCUAACGGGUGUCGAAUUUGGUUUCCUUUCCGCGGGCGAUGUCCGCGAGCUCUCGGUGAAGCAGAUUAAGAAUGAUACGACUUUUGAUUCCCUUCUUCACCCGGUCUCGGGAGGUCUCCAUGAUGCAGCUUUGGGUGCAUUUCUCGACAAUGCCUGCUCUACCUGCGGUCUGACAACUUUUCACGGCUGUCCCGGCCACUGCGGUCACAUAGAACUUCCCGUACCCGUGUACCAUGUCACCUUCCUCGAUCAAGUCGUUCGCCUUCUCCGUGGCGAGUGCCACUAUUGUCACCACUUUAGGCUUCCUCGCGCGCGCAUUAAUGAAUAUGUCUGCAAACUUCGACUAAUCAGGUGCGGCCUCGUGCGGGAGGCCGAGGAUAUGGACAGUAGUCUGGAUGUGAUCGGCCAGGGAAAAUCGAAAAGCAAGAACCGCCGCCUGGACGAGUCGGACUCCGAGAAAGAGGUAGACGAUCUUGUGGAGCAGCGCAAUGAAUAUGUCAAGCGCGUGAUGAAGGAGGCUGGUAUCCCGAAGCGAUUCGUUUGUGAGAAGGACGAGGCGGUCGGUGACGCCCGUAAACAACUCCUCAAGGACUUCUUCAAUGAGAUUGGAAAGAACAAGGCUUGCAAGAACUGUGGCGGUCUUAAUCCAAGAUUUCGCAAGGACCGAGCCAUCAAGAUCUUCCGACAACCUCUUUCGGAAGCAGACGAGACCAAGAUGAACCAUGCCGAGAAGCGCAUGCCUAAUGCGCUCGACAUGUUGAUGAAGCGCGAAUCGAAGGCUCAAAAGAAACAGCAGAUCAAUGCCGAUGAAGGAAUCUAUGAUCUCGAGCAAGGCUCAUCCGGUGACGAAGAUGUGCAGAUGCUUGAUGCUGCAGAGGCAAAUGGAUCUCUCGUUGCCACUGAAACUAUGACCCAGGCAUCCCGAAAAUCAAAGACGACCACUAGCGCCGAACCAGUAUUCAUGACCGCGGCUGAAGUUCGUGCUGCGUUGGUCUUCCUCUUCGACAACGAGACUGAGAUAUUACGAUUGAUUUACAGCCCCUAUUCGCAAUCGCUAUCUCGUGCCGAGAUCUCCGCCGACAUGUUUUUCAUCCACGCCGUUCUCGUCCCCCCCAAUCGAUACCGCAUGGAGGAUAAAACCGGCGACUCGAUUGCCGAGUCUCCCAAGAAUACACUGUACAAGAACAUCAUGCGCGCUAGCGAAGUCAUGAGGGAGAUUACGCAAGAAAUGAGGGGCAUAGUGGAUGAGACUAGACGUCGGCGACGAGACUUCACAGACUUCCAGACACAAUGGGUGAACCUCCAGGGUGCUGUCAAUUCAGUAAUCGACCGCGAUGCCAACCCCGUACAAGGUUUAGCCGGAAGGUCGAACGCAGAUGGUAUCAAGCAGAAUCUUGAAAAGAAAGAGGGAAUGUUCCGUAAGAAUAUGAUGGGCAAGCGUGUCAAUUUCGCUGCUCGUAGUGUCAUUUCGCCUGACCCGAAUAUCGAGACAAACGAGAUUGGUGUCCCUCCCGUCUUCGCAAAGAAGCUCACCUUCCCCGAGCCCGUGACGAACCACAACUUCUACGAACUGAAAGAGGCGGUAUUGAACGGGCCUGAUAAAUGGCCAGGCGCGGUCGCUAUCGAAAACGAACAUGGUCAGGUUCUCUCAUUGCGAAAGAAAAACUACGAGGAACGACAAGCCCUUGCAAAUCAGCUACUGGCACCUUCAGGCACCCAGGUCAAUGGCUCCAAAAACAAGAAGGUUCAUCGCCACCUUAACAAUGGCGAUGUCGUUAUCAUGAACCGACAGCCUACACUUCACAAGCCGUCAAUGAUGGUGCACCGUGCUCGUGUUCUUCCCGGGGAGAAAACGAUUCGCAUGCACUACGCUAAUUGUAAUACCUACAACGCCGAUUUCGACGGAGACGAGAUGAAUAUGCAUUUCCCACAGAAUGAGCUUGCCCGCGCGGAAGCUGCCAUCAUCGCAGACACAGAUCACCAGUAUCUGUCAGCUACAGCAGGAAAGCCCCUCCGAGGUUUGAUUCAGGAUCAUAUUUCGAUGGGUGUAUGGCUUUCCAACCGUGACACGUUCUUCACGCGAGAAGAGUACUAUCAGCUUCUAUACGCAUCGUUGCGACCAGAAGACGGCCAUACAACACACGAUACCCUCCUGACCGUGAAUCCCGCAAUCUGGAAGCCUCAACCUUUGUGGACUGGAAAGCAGAUCAUCUCAACGAUUUUAAGGAACGUUCAGCCUGCAGACUAUCCAGGUCUCACGUUGACUUCCAAAUCUCAGACCAAGGCAAGCUUGUGGGGUGAUAAAUCCGAGGAAGGCGAGGUGAUCAUCAAAGAUAGCGAAUUCUUGUGCGGUAUCCUGGAUAAGGCACAGAUUGGACCUGCCGGAGGUGGUCUGAUCAAUGGCGUUUACGAGGCCUAUGGGCAUACCGUUGCUGGACGGGUUCUCAGUGUCAUCGGUCGUUUGCUAACGAAACUACUGCAUAUGCGGGCCUUUUCCUGCGGUGUGGAAGAUCUGAUUCUGACCAAGGAAGGAGAUGAAGCACGUCUCAAGCAUUUGCAAGAAGCAGAGAAAGUCGGAUUUGAGGUUGCUGCCAAAUACGUCUCCCUCGACCCCAAGACUAUCGACGAAAAAAGUGCGGAACUACGAAAACGUCUUGAGCGUGUCCUUAGAGACGACACUAAACAGCAUGGUCUCGAUAUGCUCUCCAACAGUGCUACCGCCCCAAUUUCUUCCUCCGUUACGUCCGCCUGUCUACCAAAUCGAUUGAUCAAGCUAUUCCCCAAGAACCAAAUGCAGGCCAUGACAGGCUCUGGUGCGAAGGGAAGUAUGGUCAAUGCCAACCAGAUCUCUUGCAAUCUUGGUCAGCAGGUUUUGGAAGGCAGACGUGUGCCGGUCAUGAUUAGUGGAAAGACUUUGCCAUGUUUCAAGCCAUAUGAGACGAGCGUUCGAGCCAGUGGAUACGUCGUUAACCGUUUCUUGACUGGAAUCCGCCCGCAGGAGUACUACUUCCAUACUAUGGGUGGCAGAGAAGGUCUCAUUGAUACUGCCGUCAAGACGUCGCGUUCCGGCUAUCUCCAACGCUGUAUCAUCAAGGGUGUUGAGGGUUUGCGCGUCGAGUAUGACACGUCAGUGAGAGACUCGGAUGGCUCCAUGGUACAAUUUCUCUAUGGAGAAGACGGUCUUGACAUCACGAAGCAAAAGUAUCUCAAUGACUUCAAGUUCCAGGCUGAGAACUUCAUGUCCACCUUCAAUUCUCUUAACGUAGUGGAGGCCUAUUCUGAAGUGCAGAGCGCCGAGGCUGUUGAGCAUACCAAGGCAGCUCACAAGAAGGUCCGCAAGACUGGCGAUGUUGCUGCAAUGGAUCCAUCUCUCGCCGUCUUUAAUCCUGGCCGCCACUGCGGUGCUACUUCAGAGAAGUUUUUCGCUGCUAAGAAAGAGUAUCUUGAUAAAAACCCCGACAGCAUUCUCAAGAAGAAGAAGUCCGACACGACCGGCUAUGUCCUUAAGAAGACCUUUGAUUCCCUACUUGACAUGAAGUACCUACGCUCGCUUGUUGAACCAGGCGAGGCCGUCGGAGUUGUUGCUGGGCAGUCCAUCGGAGAGCCCUCUACCCAGAUGACGUUGAACACCUUCCAUUUGGCUGGUCACUCCGCCAAGAACGUCACACUUGGUAUUCCUCGUCUACGAGAAAUCGUGAUGACUGCUAGUGCAAAGAUUUCGACUCCAAGCAUGCAAUUGUACCCCAGAGAAGAGUUGUCAAUAGCGGACUGCGAAAAGUUUGCGAAGAGUAUCAGUCGCCUUCCUCUUUCAUCCGUACUGGACAAAGUCACGAUCACUGAAGAGCUAGGCCAGGGUACAGCGAUUCAGCAGGCAAGGAAGUUCAAGAUCCGCAUGGACUUCUAUCCCGCGAAAGAGUAUACUGCAGAGUAUGCCAUCAAAGUCCGAGACGUCGCUGAGUCUUUGGAGAAGAAGUUUUGCCCUCGACUGCAUAAGGUCAUCCGAGCAGAUCUGAAGAAGCAACAAGCUAACAGAUCUCUAUCGACCGCAUCAUCAGCCUCUGUGCCUCAAGUUGGACAAUCAUCUGGAACAAUUGAACAAGCAACCACCCGGACUGCUGACAAUGAAGGCGGGCGGGACGACGACGAAAGCGAUGACGGUGACGACGAUGGCGACGCUACAAACGCCAAACAGCGUGGCCGUCGGGCCGAAAGUGUUGAGUUUGAAGCACCGGAUGAGGACGAGGAACAAAUCAUCGACCGCAUUCGAACUGAGGGUUCAGACGAGGAAGACGAAACCUACGGAGGCAGUCCUAAGCCCUCCCGUGCUGCGUCCCCUGACCAAGACUCCGAUUCUGAGGAUGAGGAGACCGUCGUGGCGCGCGAGGAAGCCUCCGAUAUCCGUCGCGAUCGUAUUCUUAAAGCAUGCGGCGACGUGUACGAUUUCCGAUUCGACGACAAGGCCGGUGGCUUCUGCGAGAUUUAUCUAGAGUACCCGGCAGAAGCACCCAAGGUUCUUAUGCUCAACCACGUCGAAGCAACCGCCGAAUUCGCCACGAUUCAUGUUAUUCCUGGUAUCAAGAGUGCACAAGUGACGACCGAGAAGGUUCCAGAUCCCGUUACGGGCGAAGAAGUCAAGAAAGUAACGGGAAUCAUCACUGAAGGUGCCAAUCUCGUCGCCAUGCAGGAUUAUCCCCACAUCGUCGAUACGAAUCGUCUGUUCACCAACGAUAUCGCCCUCAUGUUGAGACUGUACGGUGUAGAAGCUUGCCGUGCCACUAUCGUCCGCGAAAUGCACGCCGUCUUCUCGGGUCACGGUAUCUCCGUCGACAACCGUCAUCUUAGCUUGAUAGCCGAUGCUAUGACUAAGGGAGGAGGCUUCUCUGCCUUCAACCGUAACGGGCUUAUGAAGAGCAAUGUUAGUCCUUUCAUGAAAAUGAGUUUUGAGACAACAGUCGGCUUCUUACGAGAUGCUGUUCUGGAGAAGGACUGGGAUGAUCUCCGAAACCCAAGUGCACGUAUCGUUGUAGGCCGUUUGGGCGUCACCGGAACUGGCAGCUUCGACGUUCUUGCGCCUGUCAAGGUCACGGAUCCUCUGGUUGAGGAUGUUGCGGGAGAGGCUAUGGAUGUUGAUGCUUAAGUCACGGUUUCCAUUCAUGGAGUGGUCUAAGUUUUUAUUUCAUUUUCGCGGAUAUCGUUGGGUCAGCAUAAUAUCCAAUUGUGAUUGUAUGGCAUCUUAAGCGGAGUCUUCGGCGAAUUUGUUCCGGAACAAUGAGUUGAGUUGGGGAUGUCUUGAACGGAAUUUGUUUAUAAAAGUCUGAUACGAGUACGAUUUAGAAAAGUAUAUGAGCC